AACCCACAAAUAACUGAAUAUAAAAUAGAGAAUAUACAUACUGUUGGUGCACAAUAAUUUACUAAAUAAACCAAGUAGUAGAGCAAUGGGAGAUCUUCAACAGAGAGUUCAUCCAGUUCUUCAAAUGGAAGCCAACAACAAGAAAACAUCACCAGCACCCGCAAAGACACAACAUCUUCCAACACAAAGGCCAGCUCGCGAAAAGACACAACAACAGCAGCUUCCUAUACAACGACCACUUCCACCUCCUCCUUUGAUGGUGCGUAAUAAUAAGAAGCGAAAUCUUUGCUGCAGAAUCUUCUGUUGGGGUUUAAGCCUUCUAAUCAUUGCCUUAAUCGCAUUAGCGGUUGCAGUUGCGGUUAUAUAUUUUGUUUUCCAUCCUAAACUCCCACAAUACGAGGUCAACAGUUUACGAGUUAGCAACCUUGGCAUCAACCUAGACCUCUCUCUUUCCGCCUUGUUCGAAGUCGAGAUCACAGCUCGUAAUCCAAACAAAAAAAUUGGGAUUUAUUACGAGAAAGGAGGGCGUCUCCAAGUGUGGUAUACCAAGACGAAGCUCUGUGAAGGCCCUAUACCCAAGUUUUACCAAGGGCAUAGAAACGUAACUAGACUGGAUGUGGAUCUAACGGGAAGAGUACAGUUCGGGAACACUGUUCUGUCGGCAUUGCAGCAGCAGCAACAGACAGGACGUGUCCCGUUAGAUCUCAAAGUGGAUGCUCCGGUUUCCGUCAAACUGGGGAAAUUGAAGAUGAAGAAGGUUCGAAUAUUGGGGAACUGCAAGAUUGUUGUUGAUAGUUUAUCAAAAAACAAUAGAAUUAAUAUCAAAGCCAGUGAUUGCAAGUUUAGGCUUAAACUUUAAGUUGUUCCUCUCUUGGGUGUAUGUAUCUAUCAUUUUCUAUUGCAUUGGUUAAGUUUUUCUGAA
Messenger RNA from Raphanus sativus (radish), 922 nucleotides. Its product is annotated as NDR1/HIN1-like protein 6. NCBI's taxonomy places the organism in Eukaryota, Viridiplantae, Streptophyta, Magnoliopsida, Brassicales, Brassicaceae. The record is from RefSeq and is a predicted model, not a curated record. The transcript has a single exon. Gene Ontology annotation, cellular component: plasma membrane. The coding region runs from base 86 to 859 and encodes 257 amino acids.